AUGAUGAAAAUGUUACCUUUUUUCCAAAAUGGUCCCAUUGGAAUAUGCAAUGGAUCAGAGGGUUGCAUUGAUGCAGACAGGCAGCUUGAAAACCCUUCGACAUCAGUAGCUAAGCAAAUCCCUGCUUGUCCUGAACGUUCUGGAGACGAGAUCUGGUCCAGGGACCAGGAGAAGAUGAGUGAAAGGCCAGAGGGAGCCUACAGAGCCUCACGUGCAUCUUCCAUCGCGAGCAAUGGGAGCAGCACCUCUGCUGGGGACAGCCCUGAAAAGGGGAAGAAAGGAAUAAAGGAAAUCUUUACGAAUGCGUUUAAGAAAAUUAAAAAGAUCAAGACACCCAGUGUCAAAAAAAUCAUGGAUCUCCUUGAAGAGCAGAAGCUUUGCGAAGCCACUCAGCAUCUGAUUGUCCUGCAGAAGAGCCUGUCUAGCAAAAGUGAGGAGGGACUGAACACCAGCCAGCAAGAUGUUGAGUCCAUAUACGAAGUUCUGAAUUACAAAGUCUUCGGCAUCUUGAAAGACUCCAUACUGCUAGCGAAAACAAACCCAGAUCUGCUGCAGCAGGCAGUAGAGGCACUGAAAGAGCAGGAGAAAGAAGAUCAGAACUACAUGGCAGAGAAUCCACCUGACCCAAAUAUGCCAUUUAGACCUAGAAAAUGGAAAGAGCUUUGGAUGGCUACAGUAAAGGAGUCAGUAGAGACUCGAAUGAAGGACACAAGGCGUACUCCUAGAGCUGAGAACCUCUCUGCAGUUGGCCAGAAUCUCCUGCACAUGGGAAAGACAAUGAAAGAGGAUUUGACAGUAGUUGUGAAGUACAUUAAACAGCUUUAUCCUCCUGAGUUUAAUGUGUUCAGCAUAUAUGCAGAACUCUACCACAAUUAUUUUGCCUCCCAGACAAAGAAAAGUGCUGAGUCUCAUCUGGAAGACAAGGACAUUUAUCUUCUCCUCUCAUGGGUGCACAAUUUUUAUCCAAAAGAUAUGAGAAAAGAUCAUGUUUUAGCCGAGGAGCUGGAAAAAGUUCAGCUUGGAAGCCUCUUACCAUCAAGUCUGAACAAAGAGCUUGAAAAGAAAUACCUUGACAGAGAAGAGGCUACUAUAAAAACUUUGCUGAGCAGAUGUUUAGAUAAAGAAAUCCAGAGAUGGAAAGAAGAAGAAGAACCGGAGAAAUUCAGUGGCCAUUUUCAGAGUGAACUACUAGGAAUAUUUGUUAUCCAGAGUAUCUACAGUGGCCAGCAGCGAGCCAAGGACAUCAGCACGGCAGUGGGAGAGGAGCUGUCACAUCGCCUGUGGAAGGAGCUCCCUGCCUUCCUGAAAAGCUACAAGGAUGCUUUUGAAGACUUUAAGGAGAAAAGCAAGAAGCACAGAUACUACAAGCCUAUAGUGAUAGCAAGUGUUAACAACUGCUGGAAUUUUAGAGACUACACAGAGAAGAACAUGUCAGAAAAGGAUGACAAUAAAGCCAGUAUCCUCAGCACGCUCAGCGACAUUGAAAACAGUGGCUUUGAUGUGCUGCUUCAGCAGCUGUUUGUCCAGCUGAAG
Messenger RNA from Nestor notabilis (Kea), 1533 nucleotides. It is a transcript of the gene TNFAIP2, whose product is annotated as tumor necrosis factor, alpha-induced protein 2. Gene Ontology annotation, molecular function: SNARE binding. The record is from RefSeq and is a predicted model, not a curated record. Gene Ontology annotation, biological process: exocyst localization; exocytosis. The annotation marks the transcript as partial. Gene Ontology annotation, cellular component: exocyst. Lineage: Eukaryota; Metazoa; Chordata; Aves; Psittaciformes; Psittacidae. The transcript is spliced from 7 exons.